This is a messenger RNA of Zootoca vivipara (common lizard), 1137 nucleotides long. It is a transcript of the gene BARHL2, whose product is annotated as BarH like homeobox 2. Gene Ontology annotation, cellular component: nucleus. The record is from RefSeq and is a predicted model, not a curated record. Gene Ontology annotation, molecular function: DNA-binding transcription factor activity, RNA polymerase II-specific; RNA polymerase II transcription regulatory region sequence-specific DNA binding. NCBI's taxonomy places the organism in Eukaryota, Metazoa, Chordata, Lepidosauria, Squamata, Lacertidae. Gene Ontology annotation, biological process: regulation of transcription by RNA polymerase II.
AUGGAAGGGUCUAGCGGCUCCAGUUUUGGAAUAGACACGAUUUUGUCUAAUCCCAGGUCCGGCAGCCCGGGCAUGAUGAACGGGGACUUCCGAGCGGCCCACGGCGAGGCCCGUGCGGCGGAUUUUCGCAGCCAAGCCACCCCUUCCCCCUGCUCGGAAAUAGACACUGUGGGGACGGCUCCCUCGUCGCCCAUCUCGGUCACGGCGGAGCAUCCGGAGCAGCCGCCGCAGCAGCAGCAGCAUUUGGCUCAAGACGCGCUCCCUGCACAGCAUCUUCACCUCCAUCACCCGCAGCAGCAGCAACAGCAAAGUUUGCAGCCAUCUCCCCAGCAGCAGCAGCAGCAACAACAACAACUGGGUUCGGGCAGCUGUGCCCCCAGGACUUCCACUUCUUCGUUUCUCAUCAAAGACAUUUUGGGAGACAGCAAACCGCUGGCGGCUUGUGCACCUUACAGCACCAGCGUCUCGUCCCCGCAUCACACCCCCAAACAAGAGAGCAACGCGGCCAGCGAAAGCUUCCGGCCAAAGCUGGAGCAGGACGACAGCAAAACCAAACUGGACAAACGCGACGACUCCCAAAACGAGCUGAAAUGUCACGGGACAAAGGAAGAAGGAGACCGUGAGAUCUCCAGCAGCCGAGACAGCCCUCCUGUGCGAGCCAAGAAGCCCCGCAAGGCGCGGACGGCCUUCUCGGAUCAUCAGCUCAACCAGCUGGAGAGGAGCUUCGAGAGGCAAAAGUAUCUCAGCGUCCAAGACCGCAUGGAUUUGGCGGCGGCCCUCAACCUGACCGACACGCAGGUCAAAACCUGGUAUCAAAACCGAAGGACAAAGUGGAAGCGGCAGACGGCCGUGGGCUUGGAGCUCCUGGCCGAAGCGGGGAAUUACUCGGCUCUGCAGCGGAUGUUCCCGUCGCCCUACUUCUACCACCCGAGCCUGCUAGGCAGCAUGGACAGUACCACGGCGGCCGCGGCGGCCGCAGCUAUGUACAGUAGCAUGUACCGGACUCCUCCGGCGCCUCACCCCCAGCUGCAGAGGCCUCUUGUCCCCCGGGUGCUGAUCCACGGCCUUGGACCCGGAGGGCAGCCGGCCCUCAACCCUUUGUCCAACCCUCUCCCGGGGACCCCCCACCCGCGGUGA